This is a messenger RNA of Loa loa (African eye worm), 1548 nucleotides long. Its product is annotated as carboxylesterase. NCBI's taxonomy places the organism in Eukaryota, Metazoa, Nematoda, Chromadorea, Rhabditida, Onchocercidae. Gene Ontology annotation, biological process: synaptic vesicle endocytosis; neuron cell-cell adhesion; postsynaptic membrane assembly. The coding region runs from base 1 to 1548 and encodes 515 amino acids. The transcript has 10 exons. Gene Ontology annotation, cellular component: synapse; cell surface. Gene Ontology annotation, molecular function: neurexin family protein binding; hydrolase activity; signaling receptor activity. The record is from RefSeq and is a predicted model, not a curated record.
AUGCUUUCCAUAUCAUUACUGCAUAUUCAACAUUUACAUAUUACCGUAUAUUUAUUAUUUGGUAUACCUUUAUUACUUAUUACAAUAUUACUACCGGAUGGUAUUGUGGGACAAAAUUUAGCAAAAUCACGAUCAGUAUGGGUUGAACAAGGUUUAUUACUUGGUAAAAUUUACAAAUUAGCUGAUAAUUAUGUUCAAAUAUUUCGUGGUAUACCGUAUGCUGAAGCACCCAUUGCAAAAUCACGAUCAGUAUGGGUUGAACAAGGUUUAUUACUUGGUAAAAUUUACAAAUUAGCUGAUAAUUAUGUUCAAAUAUUUCGUGGUAUACCGUAUGCUGAAGCACCCAUUGGUCAAUUACGAUUUAAGCGUCCGGUAAAACGAGCACGAUGGCAUCAGGAAUAUGCAGCACUCGAUUAUGGUGCACCAUGUUUACAAUUUAUGGAAUUUCAUAAAAAUGAUAAAUUUGCUGGUUCAAAUAUGCAAAAUGAAAGUGAAGAUUGUUUAUUUCUUAAUGUUUUCACACCAUAUGAUCCGGAAGAAGAAUCAAAAUUGCAUCCAGUUAUUGUAUGGAUUCAUGGUGGAUCAUUUUUAGCCGGUUCCGGUGAUACCGGUAUUGAUAUGGAAGUAAUCACUAAACAUUUCACAUCAAAUGGUGUUGCAUUGAUAACACUUAACUAUCGACUCGGACUUUUGGGAUUCAUGAAUUAUAAGAAUAACGAUCAUAUAGAAGGUAAUUUUGGUAUUUGGGAUUUGGUAAUGGCACUGGAAUGGAUUCAAACAAAUGUUAAACAAUUAAACGGUGACCCAACAAAGGUUACAGUUAUGGGUGAAAGUGCUGGUGCAGCUGCUGCUUCUGUACUUGCAGUAUCACCGAAAACUAAAGGUUUAUUACAUCGAGCAAUCAUGUUAUCCGGUUCUUCAACUGCUGGUUGGGCAAUACAUCGUUUUGGUCAACCGGCAUGGAGUGUUAAUAAUAUUGUAUCAUAUAUUAAUUGUCAAAAAGAAUUAGAUAAACAAAAAAUACAGCCAUUGUUAAAAGCAUCCGGAUUACCAAUUAUCAGUGAGGAAUGUAAUAUGCAAGAACAAAUACCGGAAUGUUUAGGUAAUAGCGAAGGAAUGAAUAGUAUCGAAUUGGUUGAAUGUUUUCGAAAUGAACUCAAUCUUUCAUCAUUUUCAUUUCGUUAUGCACUUGCUACUGAGCUAGGAGUAUCGAAAAUGAUUGUUGAUGAUGAAUUAAUACCACAAUCUGGUGCUGAAUUAAUUAGUAAUAAUGCACGAGUACCGAUCAUAAUUGGUGUUGCACAACAUGAAUGGGCUCAUAAGAAAGCUCAAGAUUAUGGUUUAAAUGAAUUCAAAAAUAUUUCAAUUGAGGAUUGUAACAGUAAUAUACGUAAAAUUAUCAAUGAACAUUAUCAUACUGGUUGCGCUAAAAAACUUCAUGAUUCAACAUUGGAACUUAUCGCAAAUGCUAGCUUUUUAAGAUACAUUGAUACACCAGAAAAUAAUCGUACCUUAAUACGUGUUGUAUAUGGAUUACAAGAUGUAUGA